Chondrus crispus (carragheen) is the source of this 153-nucleotide messenger RNA. RefSeq lists its product as hypothetical. Lineage: Eukaryota; Rhodophyta; Florideophyceae; Gigartinales; Gigartinaceae. The transcript has a single exon. The coding region runs from base 1 to 153 and encodes 50 amino acids. The record is from RefSeq and is a predicted model, not a curated record.
AUGGCACAGGGAAGCAGUCAUGGCCUUUCAUUUCUGACGGGGCCUCCGUUCUUUCGGCGAAAACUGUUCCCGCGCAGGAGGACUGUCUCUGCCUCGGUGCACCCUGAACACUACUGGGACUGUUUUAUUGCGGGGUGGGGGAGAGGCGCGUAG